AUAGAUUCAACUAUGAAUAAUUUACAAAGACAAGGUAGGGUUUCGUUUUAUAUGACAAGUUAUGGUGAAGAAGCUUCAGUGGUUGGGUCUAGUGCUGCUUGGAAUCAAGAUGAUGUGGUCUUUGCUCAAUACAGAGAACAAGGUGUUUUACUUUGGAGAGGUUGUAGUUUAGAUUACUUAAUGGCACAAUGUUUCUCAACCCACUCAGAUCAAUCAUCCAAAGGCCGACAAAUGCCAGUCCAUUACAGCUCCAAAGCCCAUAACUUCUACUCUAUCAGUUCUCCAUUAGGCACUCAAAUCCCUCAAUCAUCCGGUGCAGCUUAUAGUUUAAAAAGAGACAUCAACCUAAAAAAAAUCAAAAAUGAUGAUAACCAAAAAAGAUGUGUGGUGUGUUAUAUUGGUGAAGGUGCGGCUAGUGAAGGUGAUUUUCAUGCGGGUGUUAAUAUGGCUUCUGUACUGGGUGGUCCGAUCGUUUUCUUUAUAAGAAAUAAUGGAUUUGCGAUUUCUACACCUUCAAAUCAACAAUUCAAAGGAGACGGAAUCGCAUCCCGAGCCAUCGGGUAUGGAAUUAAGGCUAUCAGAGUAGACGGAAACGAUCCGAUUGCCGUUUAUUUAGCGUGUAAGGAAGCCAGAAGAUUAGCUAUCCAAGGUGAAGGAGAACCGAUCUUGGUAGAAGCUAUGACUUAUAGAGUGGGACAUCAUUCGACUUCAGAUGAUUCUAGUGCUUAUCGAAACCGUUCUGAAGUUGAUGAAUGGAGAAAAAAAGAUAAUCCUGUGGAUCGGAUGAGAAGGUUUUUAGAACAUCAAACUUGGUGGAAUUCAACCAAAGAAAAAGAUUUGAUCGAUUCAUGGAAAUCUAAAAUUUCAAAAUCCACCAAACUUGCCGAAAAAGCAUUCAAACCUGAGAUUUCUCAAAUGUGGACAGAUGUGUUUUAUGAAACUGAUCAAUUACAUUUAAUUCAACAAAAAGAAGAAAGUGAAAAGGUUUUAAAGAGAUGGGCAAAGUAUAAAUUAUAUGAACAUGAACUUGAUCGAUACAAAUCAAAAGAAUGAAAGACAUUCAUCACCAUCAAUCAAGUUAUUUUAUGAUUUUCUUUUUUCCCUCUUUCUAUCUAUUUUAUUAGCAAAAAGUUCUUUGAAUGUUGUACAAUUUGUUUGUGACAUUUAUUGUUGUUGUUUUCUUUACAUCGUUAUUAUUGAAACCAAAGUGUGUGUAGGGUAUUAAUAACCUGAAAGUCUAUCAAGUUUAGUUUUUUUUCGAUUUUUGUUGUAAUUCAAACCAAUUCAAUCAAUCAUAAAAUACAAAACCUCACACAAAAUAGCAAUAGGCAGUAACAGUAACAAGUAGUAUUCAAAAAAACCAAAACUCAACACAACUCAUCCCACAAACCUAAACGAAUC
Messenger RNA from Melampsora larici-populina 98AG31, 1401 nucleotides. RefSeq lists its product as uncharacterized. Gene Ontology annotation, biological process: branched-chain amino acid catabolic process. Lineage: Eukaryota; Fungi; Basidiomycota; Pucciniomycetes; Pucciniales; Melampsoraceae. The transcript has 7 exons. The record is from RefSeq and is a predicted model, not a curated record. Gene Ontology annotation, molecular function: oxidoreductase activity, acting on the aldehyde or oxo group of donors, disulfide as acceptor. Bases 13 to 1053 code for a protein of 346 amino acids.